Branchiostoma floridae (Florida lancelet) is the source of this 2144-nucleotide messenger RNA. Its product is annotated as coiled-coil domain-containing protein 43-like. Bases 30 to 662 code for a protein of 210 amino acids. The transcript is spliced from 3 exons. The record is from RefSeq and is a predicted model, not a curated record. Lineage: Eukaryota; Metazoa; Chordata; Leptocardii; Amphioxiformes; Branchiostomatidae.
GCGCCCAAAAGUAUGAAUUAAUUUCCAAGAUGGCGGCGGCCAGGGAGGAUGGCGCGGACAAGUUCUCCGUCUGGCUCUCAGGGAAACUUCAAGACUUGAACGUCGAUCACGAGGUGUACGGAACGUACAUCAGCGGCAUAUUAGACUCUGCAGAGACGGAGGAAGAGAAGAACGAGGCUCUGGUCGACUUCUUGUCUGAGUUUGUGGAGGAGGAUGUUGAGAAGACGUGUGACCAGAUCGUGCAAACAUGGCUGCGGCUGAGUGCUGAGGCGGCGGCGGUGGGCAGGGCGGACCAGCCCGACAAGAAAACUGUGGCCAGUGUGAUGGAGAAACAGGCGGCAACUAUAGUCAAGAAACAGGGCAAUGAAGAAAACGCUGCGACCAAACAGGCACUGUUAGCACAGUAUGCUGAAGUGUCCGAUGAUGAAGACGAGGGUUACAGCUACGCCGAUGACACCAGUAACAGUGGCAUGAUGGGCUUCAAGAACAUGAACAAAACUAACGUGCAGCAGGCAGAGAAGCAGGCCAGGGAGAAGGCAAAGGAGGAAGUACGAGUCAAAAGGGAGAAAGACAAAAUGCAACGAGAGAAGGACAAGCAGAAAGCAGCAGAGCGAAAGGAGAAGGAGAAGAAGCGCACACAGAAGGGGGAGCGGCGCAGAUAGCAUGAUCAGACUGGGUUUGUGGUGUGACAUUGUGGACUGUUACAGAGCAAAUACCAGUGAAGUCGAUGUUGUGUUGUUAAACGGUAAUGUAACUGUCAAUAUAGAUACCUUUAGGGCCUUUAUUUAACGAGUCCAAUGCCACAUGGACCACUUCUGGUCACUGAACUAAUGCUCACUGUAGCAGUAUCUCUUCUCCCUUAGUCAGAAACAUCAAGCUUUUAUAGCAAGCUCGACUGACUGACACAAUAGAUGAAGCAGGGGUUGCAAAGGCUGCUUGUGAGAAUUCCCUAACCUGUUUGGCCGGAAUGGCUUGACCUGUUCAUAUUCUUUUCGAUAGGCUUGUGUAACUUGUAAACACAUAUGGGACCCAAUUUCAAAGAAUUACUUGUGCAAGAUUUCAUUGCAUUGAACUUAAUGUUAGCAUGUACCUCAAUUAUUGCACAAUAUGUCAUAAAUGUGCCGCAGAAACUGCUAGAUUCUUAAAACUGAUUCCUAGUUGGUCUGGAGAACAAUGUGGUACCUCCCCUUGGUAUUGACUGUUAUUGUCAGUUACAUUGCCAGUGCUAUAGCAAAUAUGGCUUGCUGUGAUAGUUUGUAGAAGGCCUGAUACAGAGGAAACAUCUGCAUGGAUCUUAUUGUUGCACAUUAUAGGGCUCUGCAGUAGACCUCCCUUCGUGGGAAGGAAUGUAGAAAAUGCCUCGAUAAACCAUCUAAGGUAAUAUAUUAGUCUCUACCAGACUGACUACACUGACUCUUAUUGGGAGAAUAAUUUGCCAGGGGAGUUUUGCUACUAGACGAGGAAAAUUUAUCUUAGCGCAGAUCCACUCUCUAGGCCAAUUUCCCGAUUUUUUGGGCCGAAUUCUACGAUCCCAGUAUCCCCGAGGAAGGCCUGGUGAAGGCUAGUAUAGAUUGUAAUCAUUGAAAAAUAGUCAUGGACUGAUCCUGACCUUCCAUCACAAUUAGCCUGUCAGACCAAUGACAGUAUGGCAAUUAUCUAUUUGAAUAGUUAGAGAUUUGCUGCAUGCAUGUUUGUGAUAUUUGCAUUUUUAAGUUUUUAUUUUGCAUUUCUACAUGUACUUUAUGAGCAAGGUUGGUAGGGCUGUGAAAUCUGGCUAUUGCUUUUUGUAGGAUAUGCUGUUAUGGUUUCUAGGUUUCUGAAAUUUUAGAACAUGGUUGCGUUUUGUCUUUAUUUUUUCAAUUGAUUAAUGCAUAGCAAAUUGUAGUGUGUCUCAAACCACUCGUAUUGCAAUGAAAUAUCCCAUCACUGUAGAAUGUUACAACUAAAAUAAUGUAAUAUGCCAACACCUUAGAGUGACUUUUGUUGAUAUUUACUUCACUGCAUUGUCUUAUUUUUAUUGAGUCAUAACUAAUCUUACAAACUCAAAACAUCUCUGCAAAAAUGUUUAAUUUUUUUUUUCACAAAUCAAGAUUGCUGUGUCACCAUCUUAUUAGUCAACAUUACUCAAUCUGAUGGAAAGUUAC